UUAUUUGUAUCAGUUAUCAGUUUGAUUGGGAACACAAAAUGGCGCAAACUCGUAGAGGUUACAUUUUCAGUGCGUUCUUGUUAAGUGUGCUAUGUUUGUUGUUGACUGUUUUGUCUAUCGCUAGCAAUAGUUGGAUAGUGUCUAGUGCGGUGGUAGACGGGCAGGUCCAAGACAGCAGCAUUCGCUAUGGUCUCUUCAGAGGGUUGUUCGAUGACAGAGCAUUCGCUACUCCAGUCACCAGUACUUUGUACAUGACAUGUCUUCCCGGCAAAGAUGCAUGCGCCAUGAGCUGUAAGACCAACAGAGAAGCAAGAAAACAAGAAGUGGCAGCUCUGGCUGACGGCUUUACACCCAAUCCCACAUGUACAUCAGUAACGACCGUCGACACUACCAACCCAUUACAAAAACCGCCAGUGAUCUCCUUCAUAUUCUAUCUGUUCGUCGUGCUUACGCUAUGCCUUCAACUUGUGUUUGCCGCCGUAUCGGCGUUGCUCACCAUCAUCAACGCUACGAAGAACCCCACGGAACCCAUAUUUGGGUUGCCUGGCUGUCGGCUAGCCAAUAUAGUAUGUUCUAUACUGGGCGUGAUAGUGCUACUCAUGUUUGGUAUCUACUGGGCCACGUCGGGACUGCAAGAUCACCUAGCGUUCUCCUUCAUAGCCCUGGACUUCUACCAGCCUAACCCUGGACUCGGGUAUUCUUAUUGGUUGCUAAUAGCUGCUGUGGUAUCGUCAACUGGCAGUGUGGGGCUAAUCCAGCUCAGGUCGUACCUCCUAGAACGGGACCCGCCGCCACCCACUCUGAAGAUGGACAACCAUUCCGACGGAACUAUCUUCUUAUACUAAGUGUAAUGUACCUAUGCUAUAUCAUAAAUUAAAAGUAAUUAAACACUUUUUUAAACGAG
Plodia interpunctella (Indianmeal moth) is the source of this 904-nucleotide messenger RNA. RefSeq lists its product as uncharacterized. Lineage: Eukaryota; Metazoa; Arthropoda; Insecta; Lepidoptera; Pyralidae. The transcript has 7 exons. The coding region runs from base 39 to 845 and encodes 268 amino acids. The record is from RefSeq and is a predicted model, not a curated record.